AUGUCCAUGGAGGCGGCUCUUGAUGAGGAGAGAUUGGACGUCUUGGAGCUCCUGCAAGGGCUAUCGAAUAAACCCUCUCGACAACCCAGAGUGCCUGGUAGCCCUGUGGGACCAGGACCAGCACUCCUCGGCCGGUCAUCGUCGCCAUAUAAUGCUCACCGUUCGCCGGUGCGGAGCAUGCUAGACGUAGUGGAAGACCCCAGGCCGCGGAACUCAUCGAUAGCAGGGACGAGUAGUAGCGGUGUCACACCAAUUCGGAGCAUGCUCGAUAUUGGCCCCCCCGCACCUCAAAUCUCCAAGAGUGCAAGUACCUCGCCAACAGAUAGCUUCCCUUCACUAUCUCUACUCCCAAAACCGCUUUCGGAAAUCCCGCCACACCAGCCCCAAGGCCGAUACAAGGGCGAUGUCACGGAUAGCUACCAGUUUUCGGGUUAUCUGCACAGCAACCCAGGCGCGCCGCUAGCCCCAAAAAGAAAUACAUUGGCUGGCAAGAAGGCAGUGCCUGCUCCCUUGCCUGAAGGUGUACGAGUCGACUUACCUGGAUAUAGUGCCAGGGAUAAAGUGCAUGCUAUGUGUACAACAGGUAUAGGGUCAAGCAACAAGUCUAAAUCACCACAUAACCGCCACAGCUUGCGCUCGAGUUCCCCUGCUCUUGGACCUCCUCCAACAUCGAACAUGCUGGUAAUGGACAGCGGUGCUGUUGUUGACAAGGACAGUGCGUAUAGGCGCUUAUCUGAUGCCAACUUGGCUCGCGCAGGUGGAAGCUUCUCAGCCCUUACAACCAAGGCCCGAAGAAGAACAGAUAGCAAUGAUAAGAGGGACCAGCGACUGCAGAAAGAUUACACAUUUACUGGCGCUGAAGAUGUCGUCGAAAGCAGCGACGAGGCUAGCACAGGCGAAGACGGUCCCAGGGGCAGGAGGAGUGAGAAACGGACUAGUAAAGUCGACGAUCAUCCUGAAUCCAAGACUGUCGCGGAAGAAGAAAGGCAGAUGAUGGAAAACAAGCAACAAUACAAAGUCAGAUCACUCCUAGAGCCAGAGAUCACCAUUACGGGGCCAGGUGGUGAUCGACUCAAGGGAGCAGCAAAGCCGGGAGUUCAUCCAACGAACGCGUUUGAUCAUGAAGGCGGCUCAGGGCUGAGCACUCCUCAUGAUUCCGACACGGAACAGGAAAUUUCUGACAUCAGGCGUGCUCAGAGGCUCGCGAUAAAUCUCACUCCUAUCAUAUCAACGCCUGAAACACAAAGAAGCGUUAGGACUCUAUUCCGCGGAGAUUUUAACCAGAUGCAAAAAGAAGCCGAGUACCAGCGACGUGUGAGGAAAUACUUGGUCGCGACCGAUCUUUCGGAGGAAGCUGCUCAUGCUCUCGAGUGGACAGUGGGAACUGUUCUGCGUGAUGGAGAUACUCUCCUCGCCAUUUAUUGCGUGGAUGAGGAGACAGGAAUCAUCCCUGACACCAACAUCGGGUCAGACGAUACAGCGACAAUAGAGAAACAAGCUGCCUCCAUCGCGUCCGCGACCCACGCUAUACCCCCCCCUAGUAUUUCAAGUUACUCUACUAUGUCCUCUCACUCUCAUAUUCCAUCUCCGUUGGGUACGCCGCGGACUGAUGUAUCUGCCUCGCCUAUGAGCCGUGAUCGGCCUCGCACUGAGCAGGAGCGCCAUCGCGCUAUCGAGGAUAUCACAGAGCGAGUUUCGAAGCUGUUGCGGAAGACGAAGUUGCAAGUACGCGUUGUUAUUGAGGUUAUCCAUUGCAAGAGUCCGAAGCAUUUGAUUUGUGAAGUGAUUGAUUAUUUCAACCCGACAUUGGUUAUUCUGGGAAGCAGGGGCAGAAGUGCGCUUAAAGGUGUCAUCCUGGGAUCUUUCUCAAAUUAUCUUGUUACGAAAUCUUCUGUGCCUGUCAUGGUCGCUCGGAAACGCCUUCGGAAGCAUACCAAGUAUAAACGGUCCAGCGUACGGCUUGCCAACAACCUCACUGGGGUCAGUGGCAAGACGCUGGCAAGUGCAAAGAUUGACUGA
Molecule: messenger RNA, 2019 nt
Organism: Pseudogymnoascus destructans
Lineage: Eukaryota; Fungi; Ascomycota; Leotiomycetes; Thelebolales; Thelebolaceae
Exons: 3
Coding region: 1-2019 (672 amino acids)
Source: RefSeq, a predicted model, not a curated record